This is a messenger RNA of Ilex paraguariensis (yerba mate), 2489 nucleotides long. NCBI's taxonomy places the organism in Eukaryota, Viridiplantae, Streptophyta, Magnoliopsida, Aquifoliales, Aquifoliaceae. The record is from the annotation of a GenBank genome assembly.
CUCGAAUUGGAAGACGAUACAAGACAGGAGCCCUCUCUCUCAUCAACAUGGACAUGGUUUCAUUUCGUGGAACCUAAGAAGAGCUUAAGAAAUAGAGGGUGGGUAAGGGUUUAAACGGCGGAGAGAUGAGGAGGCUAUGCUUUGUCCAACCCUUUUCAGAGGCUUUUGUGAAGAUUCCAAAUUCACUAUGGCUUCUCCAAACCCUUUCAUUUUCACACACUCCUCCUUCCAAGACAUCAAAGCUCGCCCCCCUUCAGGAGGGGAAAAUGAUAGAUCGGUUUAAGCUAUGGGCGAAAGGAGGGGAUGGGGGCAAUGGUUGUUCCAGCUUUCACCGUAGCCGACACGAUCGCCAUGGUCGACCUGAUGGUGGGAAUGGUGGGAGAGGUGGUGACGUAGUACUAGAAUGUUCUCCCACGGUGUGGGACUUUAGCGGUCUGCAACAUCAUCUUAAUGCAAAGAGAGGGGGACAUGGAGCUUCCAAAAACAAGAUAGGAACCCGAGGGGCUGACAAGGUCGUCCUAGUACCUGUUGGCACUGUUAUUCAUCUUUUAGAGGGUGACAUUCCUUCUGUAGUUGAGAACAGUUCCUCUGCAGCUCUGGACCCAUGGGAGAUUCCUGGUACUCUCGACGGUGAUCUAUCUGAAUCUGCUCGACAAUCCUUCCCACCUACCACCACUGGCAUAAAGGCAGUGGAUAUCAAUGGCGGCUUAUCAUCUUUUACCAGUAAAGCAAUUGUGGCAGAUUCUGCUAGUACAAAGCAAGGGACUUGGGCUCCAUCAAUUGAAUCACUUCCUCAAACUUUGCCUUCUGGUGAAAAAUCCAGAGUUCACGCAGAAGGUGCUAUAUGUGGGAAUGAAGAAGGCCAAAGUCAGUGGGAUGGUCUGGACACUGAUGACGGUACUUCUGAAGUUUUGGAUGCUGAUGAUGGCAUUUCUGAAGCAGAAAUGGAAGAAAAGGAACACAUACAAUAUAACAUUGCAGAAUUAACAGAACCAGAUCAACGCGUAAUUGUUGCUUGUGGAGGGGAUGGUGGCUCAGGGAAUAUUUCUUCCACUAAAGCUUUUAAAAAGCCUAGCCUUGGGAAGCCUGGGAAUCUAAAGGAUAAAGGCUUUGGUUCUGAAGUUUCUAAUGAUGAUCAACAUUCAUCACUUAGUGCUGGUUUGCCUGGUUCUGAGGUUCUUCUUCUGUUAGAACUCAAGAGUAUCGCUGAUGUGGGCCUUGUGGGGAUGCCAAAUGCUGGGAAAAGUACUCUUCUAGGUGCCAUAUCAAGGGCUAAGCCCAGAGUAGGCCAUUAUGCCUUUACAACUUUGAGGCCAAAUUUAGGAAAUCUAAAUUAUGAUGAUUUCUCAUUCACGGUGGCCGACAUUCCCGGACUAAUAAGGGGAGCUCAUGGAAAUCGUGGACUUGGACAUGCUUUUCUGCGUCACAUAGAACGCACAAAAGUUCUUGCUUUUGUGUUGGACCUGGCUGCAGCAUUGGAUGGUAGAAAAGGAAUCCAACCAUGGGAACAGUUGAAAGAUUUAAUCUUGGAGCUUGAAUUUUAUCGCGAGGGUCUGUCAGAUCGACCGUCCUUGGUAGUGGCAAAUAAAAUUGACGAGGCAGGGGCUGAAGAAGUGUAUGAAGAAUUAAGAAGAAGGGUGUCCGGUGUUCCUAUUUUUCCAGUUUGUGCAGUUCUGGAGGAAGGGAUAUCAGAGCUAAAAUCUGGUCUUAGAAUGCUUGUUAAUGGUGGAGAAUCGUACAGACUCAAUGUAGAUGGGAAUAUUUCUUCCACUAAAGCUUUUAAAAAGCCUAGCCUUGGGAAGCCUGGGAAUCUAAAGGAUAAAGGCUUUGGUUCUGAAGUUUCUAAUGAUGAUCAACAUUCAUCACUUAGUGCUGGUUUGCCUGGUUCUGAGGUUCUUCUUCUGUUAGAACUCAAGAGUAUCGCUGAUGUGGGCCUUGUGGGGAUGCCAAAUGCUGGGAAAAGUACUCUUCUAGGUGCCAUAUCAAGGGCUAAGCCCAGAGUAGGCCAUUAUGCCUUUACAACUUUGAGGCCAAAUUUAGGAAAUCUAAAUUAUGAUGAUUUCUCAUUCACGGUGGCCGACAUUCCCGGACUAAUAAGGGGAGCUCAUGGAAAUCGUGGACUUGGACAUGCUUUUCUGCGUCACAUAGAACGCACAAAAGUUCUUGCUUUUGUGUUAGACCUGGCUGCAGCAUUGGAUGGUAGAAAAGGAAUCCAACCAUGGGAACAGUUGAAAGAUUUAAUCUUGGAGCUUGAAUUUUAUCGCGAGGGUCUGUCAGAUCGACCGUCCUUGGUAGUGGCAAAUAAAAUUGACGAGGCAGGGGCUGAAGAAGUGUAUGAAGAAUUAAGAAGAAGGGUGUCCGGUGUUCCUAUUUUUCCAGUUUGUGCAGUUCUGGAGGAAGGGAUAUCAGAGCUAAAAUCUGGUCUUAGAAUGCUUGUUAAUGGUGGAGAAUCGUACAGACUCAAUGUAGAUGGUAUUGUGCUUGACUAA